AAUACAAAAUGAAUUUUGUUUUUUUCCUUCGAAAAUCAAUUCCAUAUCUGCAUUCGGUUGAUGAACAAUCAUCAUUAACAUUUAGUAUCAUCACUCUGUAUGAACAAUAACAAUGAAUGUCAUUCUCGAUUUAGAGAUGAACUUAUGGCAAAAAUUGAUGAAAUUCAACUAUUUUCGGAAAUUUCAUAAUCAAUUCUUUUACAUUUUCAAAUAUGAUGAAUUAAUUCAAAAACAAAUUAUUCAAAAUAAUUAUCCAAUCAAUAAGAAACCAAUUGGCAAGAUAAUGAAUCCACCACAUCAUCAUCCAAUUUUUUUCAUCCCAUCCAUAUUAGUUAUGAUUAUGGCUUUUACUUAUAUUGGACAAUUUGAAUGGGUUAAAAAUUAUCAAUUUUAUCAGACAAUGAUUAGACUAUUUCCCAGCGAAGGAUUACAUUAUCUGAUGGCUGCAUUCAUUAUAUGGACAUUAAAUGCUCUAUCGAAUGGUUUUUAUGCAUCGUCUCGAUAUUUUCAAGAUUUCUAUUUUCUAUUACCAAUACAACAUCGAAGAUACCGCGAAUUGAACACAAAAGAUUCCAAUAAAUAUACAUUGAUUAGAGAUCGUGUAUUUUCAAUGAUUCGUAUAGAAUCAUUAACCAUUUGCAUAAUGUUUCUUUUAGGUAAAAUAACAAUGACUAUUCUACAAUCAUCAUGGCAAAUAUCAAUAUUAUGGACAUUAAUCUGGUUAUUUAUCAUGCAAAUAUGGACAUUAAAUGCAAAUGCAGGUUUAUAUCAUAUUUCAUCGAUUAUAUUUAUGGCCCAAUAUUAUUUAACUUUGCGACAAAAAUCACAUGGUCGUACAUUACAACGAUUUUAUGGGCGAUUAUUACAUUAUGAACGUAAACAGAGUAAACAGAUGCGUCAAUUAUUAUUACUACAAUUGAUUGGACAUUAUUAUCAAUCAUUUGCUAUGUUACAACGUGAAAUUCAUAAUUAUAACCAACAAUUAAAACGCUAUCUAUCGGUCAUUUUCACUUUAAUAACGGUUACAAUAACAUAUUUAGUUUAUCUGAUCUUAAUGACAAAACAGAAUUUUAUAUUUCUAUUACUUUUCAUUGUGGUAACACAUUCACAUUAUGUGGCAUUAUCAAUAUUGAUCAUUGGCUGCAAUAUGAUUAAACAGAAUAACGUGAAAACAUUGCGAUUACAACGUAAAUGUUUAACAUUAUCGGCGGCAUGUGAACGGAAAUUGUUUCAUAACUAUCAUUUAUUCAAGUUUGAAACAAUAACUUCCAUCAAUUUGAAUCGACCAUCAGGUUUUCAGCUCGGAAACGGCGUGAUUAUCACAUCAUAUACAUUUGUUACAUUUCUGGUCAAUAUUAGUACAUUUUUCUUUCUUAUUUCACAGAAUUUUGGUAGAGAAUAAUGAUUUUAUUUUUUGCACUGAAAAAAAUUCAGAAAUCAAAUUUACAAUUGCAUAUAAUGACCGAAAAUAACCAUCGAUAUCAUUUAAAGUUA
This is a messenger RNA of Dermatophagoides farinae (American house dust mite), 1494 nucleotides long. RefSeq lists its product as uncharacterized. The record is from RefSeq and is a predicted model, not a curated record. Lineage: Eukaryota; Metazoa; Arthropoda; Arachnida; Sarcoptiformes; Pyroglyphidae.